AUGGGCGAUCCAGGUGGCGGUGGUGGCUCGACUCCAGCAAAACCCAAGCGAGCUCUUACACAACAUCACAAACCUACACCGCUGCAGCGAGCAUAUGCUAGGCUUGGCGAAGCCGAAGUCAAGCGGCUGCAGAGCACGUUUCGCUCACUCGACUCGAAGUGGAAAGGGUCAGAGCACGACCAAGCCGAGGAAAGUCCUUAG
Messenger RNA from Phytophthora infestans T30-4, 201 nucleotides. RefSeq lists its product as uncharacterized. Bases 1 to 201 code for a protein of 66 amino acids. The record is from RefSeq and is a predicted model, not a curated record. The transcript has 2 exons. Lineage: Eukaryota; Oomycota; Peronosporomycetes; Peronosporales; Peronosporaceae.